Messenger RNA from Trichomycterus rosablanca, 1311 nucleotides. It is a transcript of the gene styk1a, whose product is annotated as serine/threonine/tyrosine kinase 1a. The record is from RefSeq and is a predicted model, not a curated record. Bases 1 to 1311 code for a protein of 436 amino acids. The transcript has 9 exons. Gene Ontology annotation, cellular component: signaling receptor complex; plasma membrane. Gene Ontology annotation, biological process: positive regulation of kinase activity; cell surface receptor protein tyrosine kinase signaling pathway; protein phosphorylation. Gene Ontology annotation, molecular function: transmembrane receptor protein tyrosine kinase activity; ATP binding. NCBI's taxonomy places the organism in Eukaryota, Metazoa, Chordata, Actinopteri, Siluriformes, Trichomycteridae.
AUGUCUAAUUCAUCUACGAGUAAUGAAACAAGCCUGUGUGAUUCAAAAGACACAUUAUGUGUGAUACGGGUGUACCAAGUGGAGAUCAUAGUGAUUCCGGUGCUGCUUCUGGCCUUAUUUUUUAUCGGGCUGCUCACUUUGUGUGUUUUAAUGCUGAUUCAAAAGAAGGAAAAGCGCGCCGCCAAAUACCAGAGCUACACACACAAUGGGCGCAAGGUACAAGGACAGAACCGUAGAAGCCGCAACAGCAGACACCACCUGCAGGGUAUUGAUGCUCCUGCACAGUUCAACCCAAUGGAGUUUGAGACUUUACCUAUGACAGAACAAACACGGUACCAGUCCAGAAGCCAACCUGCAGAUUUACAGAUGUUCACUCAGAUGCAGUACAACUCAUUUCAGCAAAUCACCCCACUUCCAGUGACCUUAACAUGGAAACCAGAUCAUUCUGUUACUCUCUACAGAGCCACUGUGGACCAGAGACCAGUUGUAUUACGAGUGCUUAAAGAAACUGCUAAUGCCACUGAGCGUCAUGCCUUCCUGGGCUUUGCCCAAUUUCUGUCAGAACUUGGGCCCCACUCAUUUCUGCCCAGCUUACUUGGAGUGGUGACAGCAAGGGCAUCACUGGUCAUGGUCCUGGAAGAGCUUGAAAACAGAGACCUGCUGGGGUUCUUAUGGAGAUGCAGACAGAAUCAACCUGGUCAGACAUCAUCAUGCCACAUGACGGAGAAACUGAUUUUCAGAAUGGCAGUACAGAUUGCAUCUGCUCUGGCAUAUCUGCACAGUAGGAACUGCACACACGGCAACCUCGGCGCACGGAGUGUCCUUGUGGGUCGUGACCUCUCUGUAAAACUGUGGGGAUUAGGUCCAGCUUUCUGCAGAAAGACGUCUAUGGGAUCAUCAGGGGAGGUGGAGGAAUUAAAGAAGUGGCAAGCUCCGGAGGUGUUAGUUUGCCGACCUGUUAGUCACAGCGGUGACAUAUGGUCAUUUGGCAUCUUGCUGUAUGAAAUGGGGACAUUAGGGGAUCCUCCCUUCCCUGAAAUACCACCCAGUGAACUUCUGCAGUACUUACAAAGAGGGAAAACCCUAAAGAGACCAGCUAAUUGUUCCAGUUCACUCUACUCCAUCAUAAAGGCCUGCUGCCGGUGGGCACCACAAGACCGAGCUCCACUUAAUGAGGUGAUUUCAAAGCUUCAGCUAGGUGAGAGGAACGCCAGUGACAGUGUGGUGCUUCGAGUGCCUGAGCCACUAAAUAUGGAAAAAUACAUGCAUGAAGCGGGUUUCGGGGAGUUCUACAAUUACGCUGUCAUCUGA